Molecule: messenger RNA, 1728 nt
Organism: Echinococcus granulosus
Lineage: Eukaryota; Metazoa; Platyhelminthes; Cestoda; Cyclophyllidea; Taeniidae
Exons: 2
Coding region: 1-1728 (575 amino acids)
Source: RefSeq, a predicted model, not a curated record
AUGAGUGGCGUAGGGUGCUUCUGCGACUACAGAUGCCACGACUUAAACGACUGUUGUGCCGCUGUAAACAGCACCCUGUCGCCACUUUCAUCCGAAGGGGAUGCUGUGCCAUCAGUCUGUCUGAGUAUAGAAAACGUAUUUCUAGAGGAUAUGAUAUUGCCAAGCGGCGAUUAUGUCAGUGCAAUCACCCACUGUCCAUCCGAAAAGCCAAUUAGUGAAGAAGUGAAAUUAGGGUGCGAAGAGGCUGAUCUGAUGCUGGUUGCCAGCCGGGAGGAGAACCUUUUUCAAUGGCUACGAACACACGCGCGUUCAGUAGUUCCUGUAGUAAGUUUCCGCAACAGGCGACUUUAUGGCAACGUGUUUUGUGCCAUUUGCAAUGGACAAUCUCAAGAUCAAGUUCACUUCUCACCAAUUCACUUGGGUUGCAGAAAAGAAGGCAAUACAACGGAAUGCCUUGUUAGCGUAAAACUUCCAGCGAGUUUGAGUCGGCCUUGCAUUCCUCAGCGGUCUAGACUCCUUAGCCCAAAAGUCAGUUUCCUCAGUAUGGACGAUCUCUUCAUCAUACCCGAUGAAUAUCUCAACAGCCAAUACAUCACUCUUCCUCUCAAUUUUGGCAAAGAUGACAAAAACAGCAACAGUACCAACAGGAACAAAACACAGAUUUCCAGUGCGUCAUCAAAUCCAGUGUACGAUACAGACAAUAGAAAUGCAGUUUACACUUGGGUUCAACUAGCACUACUCAUCUUCUCCAUCGUUGGGCUAACUCUUAUGCUAGUGGUCUACGGUCUGACUGCCAAAUUGCGGCGAUCGUUAGCCGGCAUCUUGACCAUGGGACUGGGAAUAGCACUGCUGGUGAUGGAGGCGACCUUUUUGAUGGUCGCAUUUGCCGUCUCUCAUGUGGAAAAUCGCGGAUUUUGUGUCUUCAUGGUGGCGUUGCUCCUUUACUCGCUCCUCUUCGCAACCAUCCUCCCCCUCUGCCUUGUCCUACCGGCCACUACUAUUAACGAACAUGCCUUCAAUCUGCUCUCAUCGGCAUAUUUCAACCUCUCAUCAGUCUCUCAGCCUUCGACCUUUGACGAAGCCAAAACCGAAGACGAAUUCGCCAGUUUCAACAUCACCACUGCGGAAGUCCUCGGAGAGUCAUUGGCCGCCGUCUACCCAGGUUUCUGUCCGGAUGGUGCGCGUUCCUGGUUCACCAACCUCGGAGGGCUGAUCGUUUGGUUCCUUGUGCCCGCGGGCACCAUGAUCACCUUUAACUCUCUCGCUCUCCUUGUGGUCUGUGUCCAAAUCUGUCACCUUUCUAAGGAAGCACAGUUGCACUCCUCCCCUCAGAAUGAACAGGAGCGGAAACGGCGCAAAAAGUCAAAAAACCUUGCCGGAAUCUGCGCUAAACUGGCUAUUAUCCUCGGCGCCAGUUGGUUUGUGCAACUUUUUGCUGGAUGGUGGUCCCAACUCUUCGUAAUGCGAAGAAUACUGGGCCUGGUAAACAGCGCUCAGGGAGGUGUGAUAGCAGUAUCUAUGCUUGCCAGUGUCAAGGCCAGACGAGCUCUGGCCAAUGUCCUGCCUGAAUGCUGCCGAGUCUUAGUUGGUCAUAAUUCCAGCACACAACAGUCCACGUCGAGAGAAAAAGAGAAAUCUACCUCGACCACUUCCAAGACAUCGACGUCGGUGCUGCUACCGAGACGAAAUCGACAGCAAAUCCAAAGUAUCGGAGAUUCAGGCGGUUAG